GCUGCCGACGCUACCAGUUCACGUGACGUUUCAUAGCUUUCGCUUCAAGGCAAAGUAGUCGCCGGUUAACGUUCACAGAGAGCGCCGUUCUCAACGGCACGGCGCAGAAUAACUAUCACGUGUAUCUUUAAUUUACAAAAGAACUAGGCGUCGUCCCAUCCAUCGUUGUUUAAUUUGACAGUUCGGCAACCGAAGUGCACUUUUGUGUGCGGGCGUCCCACCUGCGACUGAACAGCGGCGGCCGAGCAGCAUCUAAUCGCUACAUCUCUCCAUUUUUUAUCUAUUUUUUUAAACUUGCAUUAGUAGGAUUUGCGCUGUCACGGUGAAAAGCAUGAAACGCUCCAUGACUUGUGGUUCGAUGUUGCUCCUCAGCGUCUUGUUUGCCGUGUUUGGCUUGCUUCAGGCUGUUACUCUUGAAGUGAGCGAGAGGAACUCGACGUGCAUCAAGGCUGAGCUCUCCGCGUUGUUGUCCAUCACGUACAACACUUCCAGCACCUCGAGAACCGUCCAGGUGCCGCUGCCCAACACGACCACAGUGGACGCGGCAAGCAGCAGUUGCGGCUCAGUUAGCAGCAGCCCGUGGCUGGUGGCAGCGUUUGGAUCUGGACAUGCACUGGGGCUGAACUUCUCAACCAAUGGAAGUCUUUACAAUGUGGCUUCCUUGAUGCUGCAGUACAACCUUAGUGAUUCCUCCAUCUUCCCCGAUGCCAACAGCUCUGCUGUGGUAACUGUUCUGUCAGCUUCGGCCGGCAUCUGGGCAGCAAUCAACACCACCUACCAUUGUGCGAGCGCCAUCUCGGUUGUAGUUGGGGGGCAAACGGUCACCUUCUCUGAUACGAGACUUGAAGCUUACAUGCCACAAAAUGAUCUGAGUUCAGAUGAAACGAUAUGCGCCGCAGAUCAGGCGCUUACCACCACAAGCAUUCCGAGCACCACCGGCCGUCCUCCAGUCACACCGGCACCAGCACCCACACCACCCGGACCUCCCCAACGGGGGAAUUACUCCAUUAGCAACAGCAACGGCACAGCUUGUCUCCUGGCCCAAAUGGGACUGCAGCUCAAUUUCUCCUAUGUCUCUCAAGCGCAGAAUCAGACUGUUCAGGAAUUUUUUAAUCUCUCUCCUAAUCUGACAACUUCUUCUGGAUCAUGUGAAGCCAACAGCGCUAUCUUAGUUCUGAGUCAGGGCAGGACGACCACACUCAACCUCACCUUUACACUGAAUUCCACGGCCAGCAAAUACUACCUUAGCGGGAUAAGUAUGAUUGCCAACCGCUCUGAUAUGACAGCUCCCUUUUCAGCCGGGAACACCAGCCUGAACUACCUGCGUACCACACAGGGACGUUCUUACAUGUGUAAUGCGGAGCAAACUCUGGCUGUGGUGCCAAGCUUCUCUCUCAACACAUUUCGGCUGCAGGUUCAAGCCUUUGGCCUCACCAACAACCAGUUUGCCACAGCGGAGGAGUGUCAGAUGGAUCAAGACGAGAUGCUCAUCCCCAUCAUCGUCGGAGCAGCCCUUGCCGGACUGGUGCUGAUCGUUCUCAUUGCGUACCUAAUCGGCCGCAAGAGGAGCCACGCUGGGUAUCAGACAAUCUGAACAGAACCUGAGGGGAACAUGACAGUGAAACAGCAGAGCCGCAGGCACAAGCGUUAGUCUGCGGAUACAAUGUUGCCGUGUCUGCAUGUUGUUUUGUAAUAUUUGGAGAAUACAUUUUUUUCUGGAUUGAUCAAGAAAUGCAAUUAAGUGUUACGUUUGAGUCCAGCAUAGAAGGCAGCAUGUUGAACUGGGGGAGGUGUUCCUUAUCUUUUUGGAAAUGAUUCUUUUUGUGUAAAGUGCGCUUGUUUUCAGAUGGGUAAAUUAUUUAUAAACUGUCUUCUCCCGCUAGUUAUAAUAGAAUAUCACAAACUGAAUGUUAAUGUAUUUUUAACCGAUGGUUCCUUUUUGUAAGACAAUUGGACAGCUAAGAACGUGUACAUUAUAUUCAAAUAUUCCAGAGUUGAGUCUCCCAUGUUAAUAAAUACUCAGAUGUUUCUCCUUUCACAAGGCUUUUGCAGUGAAGCGUGACUGCCUAUUCAUUUUUUUUUUUCUCAAUUGUGUGUGGUGGUCCAACAAUUUAAGGCUGCCUUGUCUUGCUGAUAUCCUCAACAACUCC
Molecule: messenger RNA, 2150 nt
Organism: Syngnathus acus (greater pipefish)
Lineage: Eukaryota; Metazoa; Chordata; Actinopteri; Syngnathiformes; Syngnathidae
Gene: lamp1a
Product: lysosomal associated membrane protein 1a
Exons: 9
Coding region: 332-1594 (420 amino acids)
Cellular component (GO): membrane
Source: RefSeq, a predicted model, not a curated record